Mercenaria mercenaria is the source of this 2601-nucleotide messenger RNA. RefSeq lists its product as uncharacterized. Gene Ontology annotation, molecular function: protein binding. The transcript has 3 exons. The record is from RefSeq and is a predicted model, not a curated record. Bases 193 to 2337 code for a protein of 714 amino acids. Lineage: Eukaryota; Metazoa; Mollusca; Bivalvia; Venerida; Veneridae. Gene Ontology annotation, biological process: intracellular signal transduction.
GAAACAUUUCUAGUUAGACGAUGGUUUCAAAAUGGAUGCGCCCACGAAGGAAAGAAAACGUGACUGUACUGAAGUAGAACUAUGACUGUCUUUGCCAACUGUAAGCGCUGCAUGAUAGGAAAAUAGCCCGCGAUUUAAACGCAAUUUAGUAUUAACGGUUUACACUAAUUAUUUGAUUUGUACUGCUACAUAAUGUUCAGAACAAUACAAACUGCUGUGCAGACAGAAAGUCUGGACCUGUUACAGUCUUUGAUGAAUGAUUUAGACAUAGAAUUAACAGAAGAGGAAUACAGGCAGCUUCUUCUUGAUGCGAUACUGUUCCAGAAAUAUCACAGUCUUGAAAUUCUUGUGAACGAAGCAUUGUAUAACCCUUAUUCCUCGGAAGAUCUGGAAGAUAACAAUUUAACAACAAUUUUACAGGUUGCAUUAGAUCGGUAUGAUAUUGAAGCUGUUAAAAUUUUGUCAUCAGGAGCAUAUGGCCAAUUGACUAAACAUGAAAUCAGAACUCUUGUGAAGGAAGUUGUAGACGAAAUUAGUAGUGAUGAAUCUAACAACUUUAAUGAACACAAAUUGAAACUUCUAACUUUUAGUUCUGAUGAAGACACACACAAACUUGUACGUGAAUGUUUGAUGUCAAGUAAGAUAGUUGAUCAAAUUCCAUCAAUUUCAUGGUUAUUUGAUCUUCUGAGAUAUGGGCCUUGUCUAAGUAGUGACAUUUGCAAGAAAGCCUUUAUGGAAAUGGAAAAAGGUGAUUGGCUGGAAGCCGAGAAAACACUAUUCAAAGUCAACCAAUCAAAUAAUAUAAACCAACCAGUCACGGUCUUUUAUCCACUUGAAGAAUCUGAGGAAAGCUGGACUCUCCUUGGUUAUGCUGUUUUGAAAAACAGAAUGAUUCUGGUAAAGCUGUUGUUAGCAAAAGGAGCGUCAGUUGAUAGUGUGUGCCACAUAGAUUCACGACAAGGAAAAGAUUUGCAUGUAACACCUCUUGAAGUGGCUGUUACUAACAAUUUGUAUGAAAUUUCAUCACUUCUCCUGCAAAAACUUGCUACAUAUCGCUUACAUGAUAUGAGAAACUUGCUACAGACAGCUGUAUGGAACGAAAACACGGCUUUGUUGCAAAUUUUGCUGGAGUCUUCAAGUGGUAUAGAAAAUAUAGAGGAAUGGUAUGAAGAAUCACUAAAGGAGGUGAGAAACUUCGAAAAAAGGACAUUAAUUUCUCGUCUUUUCAGGAACUAUAUACGAUUUGGAACUCCUAAAUUGAACAGAUGUCAAGAGGUAUUAAUGGUCAUGUUUGAAGGUACAGAACAAGAAGCACUGGACGAAAUACAAGGUUUAGAAGACCAGGAAAUCGAUGAAGUCAUAAGAUUUAGAUCUUGUGUUGGCAGAAGUGUGCAAGAGAGACCAGCAGAACAAAUAGAGGAAGGCAAUGUGCACAGGCGUGACUGGACAUUAUUAUUGUAUGCAGUUAAAAUGAACCAGAUGGAAAUUGUUAAAAAGUUAAUCAAGCGUGGAGCAGAUGUGAAUCGCAGUUGCGCAAUCUACAUUGACCACCAUGAUGAUGAAAAGGUGCGAGCAUUGACAGUAGCUGUAGAUGAAACAAAUUUAGAAAUGUGCAAGUUCCUCAUGGACAAUGGAGCAUGCAUUAAGCUCACAAGACCAGAACCUUGGUUCUCCCGUAAUGAAUUUAAACCAUGUUCAGUCUUACCGUAUGCAUUUAGGCGUCAAAAUUUGUCAAUCAUUCAGCUUCUUAUUGAACGUACUGAUGAUCCAGGUGAUGUUUUCAUUUCGUUCUGCUUUUGUGUCAAUGAAAAUAUAGAAAGUGGAAUCAUAGCAAAGAUAUUUAGCUUAGAAAAUAUGAAUACUCUUCUGCAUGGCAAUACACUUACAACUACGGACUGGAUGAAAUUGGUGUUGGUAUGUUCAUGUUGCGAAAACACAUCUCUCGCUAUGAGGCGAUGCAGGUAUCUGCUGAUAAAUAUACUUCUGGGAUAUUAUGGCUUUAUCCCCAAAGAGUUGAAAGAAGCAGUUGAAACAUUAGAAGAACGUUGCAGUAUUUCAGAGGGUAUCCGGAACAACAUUCUGUCUCAGAAGGUUAUUAACUGGUUCCAUGAGAAAGCCAAGACCUUCCCAGACUUGAAGAAAAUGUGCAGAUUAGUUGUACGUCAGUCUUGUCGCCCAUGUACGGAGUCCAGCCUACAGACACUUGGUCUGCCAUCAGAACUACAGAGAUUUCUAGAUCAUCCCUUGAAAGAUGAUUUAAAUUCUGAGCCUUUGAGUGAUAUUGAAAAGCUGUCAUUGGACGAUGAAGAUGACAUUUUCUGCUUAGAAAUAAGAUAACAUUUGAAUCCUGUAGCUAAUAAUAGUGAUUGAAGUACAAUUAACUUGCAUUGACUUGGCAAUAUAAAUCAAGUAACCUACCACAAUGCCACUGUAGAAAUCUCCACAAGGGACCUUUCCUUUUGUAGUGAUUUUAUUAAUAUGAUACUUCUAAUGGAAGGGAUUGUUUGCAUAGUCAAAAUAUGUCAUAUUAUUUAGAUAUAUGUUAUAUGAUAUCAUAAGAAGAUAUGUAGAUUUUGAAGAAACGCAACAUAAAAUUGAAAA